Messenger RNA from Erigeron canadensis, 3281 nucleotides. RefSeq names its product copper-transporting ATPase PAA1, chloroplastic. Bases 246 to 3065 code for a protein of 939 amino acids. Gene Ontology annotation, cellular component: membrane. Gene Ontology annotation, molecular function: P-type divalent copper transporter activity; ATP binding; ATP hydrolysis activity. Gene Ontology annotation, biological process: copper ion homeostasis; monoatomic cation transport. NCBI's taxonomy places the organism in Eukaryota, Viridiplantae, Streptophyta, Magnoliopsida, Asterales, Asteraceae. The record is from RefSeq and is a predicted model, not a curated record. The transcript is spliced from 17 exons.
CGUAGAUAAUGUUGCAGAACUCAUUAAUCAAUUAUUUAUUUGCUCAAGAAAAAAAAUUAUUUAUUUAAUCAAGGAAAAAAACAAUUUAUGUAUUCAAUUUCUAGGUUUUCAGACUGAUACGAGUGGUGGUAGGUACACAUACAUAUACAUAUAUAUCUACACACAUAUAUGAUAUAUAUAUAUAUAUAUAUAUAUAAAUAGAUACAGACAGAUAUAGAUACACAUUAACACAUUCUAAGUUGACAAUGGAAUCAACAUUAUCAACUGCAUCAGCUGCAAUCGGUUUUUCUAAACUCACCGGCGCUCAAUCUGUACGGAGCCAGCUUGCGCUGCUGAACUUCCACCGAAUUACCGUCGGAAUUGCAAAAGCUGAAUUGAGGAGAUUGAAGUUCGGUGCUGCUUCUGCAAGUCCGGUGUUGUUUGGAUUGAGGAAUGUCAGCCGUGGCGGUGCCGGUGGAGUAAAUUCGGUUAGGUAUCGGUUAUCGUGUGUUUCGAAUUCGGCUGCUUCGUUUAGUACUGGAAGUGGCGGCGGUGGUGGUGGAGAUGUGUUUGGUGGAAGUGGAGGAGGUGGUGGUGGUGGUGAUGGAGGUGAGGUUAAGGCGAAUCCGGUCGGUGUAGGAGGUGAUGAUGCUUCGGCUUUUUCGUCUGAUGUUAUCAUUCUAGAUGUUGGAGGUAUGAGCUGUGGAGGGUGUUCUGCAAGUGUAAAAAGAAUUUUAGAGAGUCUACCGCUGGUAUCUUCUGCUAGUGUGAAUCUUACGACAGAGACAGCAAUUGUAUGGCCUGUAUCUGAAGCUAAGGCUUCACCUAACUGGCAAAGGGUCCUGGGAGAAGAACUUGCUAAACAUUUGACAACUUGUGGAUUUAAAUCUAACCUUAGAGAUUCUAAGAAAGAAAGUGUUUUCCAAACAUUUCAAAGAAAGGUGGAAGACAAGCGUAAACAAUUAAAAGAAAGUGGUAGGGGACUUGCCGUUUCUUGGGCCUUAUGUGCUGUAUGCCUUUUUGGGCAUGUCUCUCAUUUCAUUGGAGCCAAAGCUUGGUGGAUCCAUGCCAUGCAUUCAACUGGUUUCCAUUUGUCAUUGUCUUUAUUUACAUUGUUGAUUCCUGGACGUCAACUUAUUGUUGAUGGUAUAAAAAGUCUUUUAAGGGGGACUCCAAACAUGAAUACGCUAGUUGGUCUUGGGGCGAUAUCGUCAUUUACCGUUAGCUCAUUUGCAGCAUUGAUACCAAAAUUGGGUUGGAAAGUGUUCUUUGAAGAACCAAUUAUGCUGAUUGCAUUUGUUUUGCUGGGAAGGAAUCUUGAACAACGAGCUAAAAUUAAGGCCACCAGUGACAUGACAAGCCUUCUUAGUGUUCUGCCACCAAAAGCUCGUCUUCUAGUGACUGAUGAUGCUCAAGAAUCGAGCUCAACAGUGGACGUUCCUUGUGAUAGUCUCUCCAUAGGAGAUAGAAUUGUUGUACUACCUGGAGAUCGUGUUCCUGCCGAUGGUAUAGUCAGAGCUGGUAGAAGUGCAGUGGACGAGUCAAGUUUCACUGGGGAACCACUUCCAGUUACUAAGCUUCCGGGGGCUGAAGUGUCAGCAGGAAGUAUAAACCUUAAUGGAGCGCUUACUGUUGAAGUACAAAGGCCAGGCGGUGAAACCUUUAUGGGAGACAUUGUGCGUUUGGUAGAAGAAGCUCAGAGUAGAGAAGCUCCUGUUCAACGUUUGGCUGACAAGGUUGCUGGACACUUUACUUAUGGUGUGAUGGCAAUCUCUGCCGCUACAUUUAUGUUUUGGAGUGCUUUUGGUAUGCAUAUUUUGCCAGCCACUCUUCACCAUGGAAGUUCCAUGUCACUAGCAUUGCAGCUCUCUUGUAGUGUUUUGGUUGUUGCUUGUCCAUGUGCACUGGGUUUAGCAACACCAACUGCUGUGCUGGUUGGGACUUCACUUGGUGCUACAAAAGGAUUGCUCUUGCGUGGCGGAAGUAUCUUAGAGAAAUUUUCUACAGUCAACACAAUUGUUUUUGACAAAACAGGAACGUUAACCAUUGGCAAACCUGUUGUCACAAAUAUAGUGACUCCAACAUCUGGCGACUUUUCCGAGUUACAGCUUAAUUCAAGUGACAAAUGGUCUGAUAUUGAUGUACUGAAGUUAGCUGCUGCUGUUGAAUCUAAUACAAUUCAUCCAAUUGGUAAAGCUAUAGUGGAAGCUGCACGGCGUGCUAAAUGCCCUAAUGUAAAGGCUGAUGAUGGAACAUUUGUGGAGGAACCUGGAUCUGGUGCAGUAGCCUCAGUUGGGAAAAAGAUGAUUUCUGUUGGUUCAUUGGAAUGGGUUAGGAGGCAUGGAGUUGUUGAGAAUCCAUUUGUAGAAACUGAAGAGUUUAAAAAUCAGUCAGUGGUGUAUGUGGGGGUAGAUGGUGUCCUUGCAGGACUUAUUUACGUUGAGGAUCAGAUAAGAGAAGAUGCUGCACAUGUUGUUCAAUCUUUGACUAAUCAAGGAAUUAAUGUAUACUUGCUUUCCGGGGAUAAAAAGAGUUCAGCUGAAUAUGUUGCCUCUGUAGUUGGUAUUCCAAAGGAACAGGUGUUCUAUGGAGUUAAACCUGAUGAAAAAAGUAAAUUUAUCAGCAAACUUCAGAAAGAUCGACAUGUUGUUGCUAUGGUUGGGGAUGGAAUCAAUGAUGCUGCUGCCUUGGCUGAAUCACACGUAGGAGUUGCCAUAGGUGGAGGUGUUGGAGCUGCCAGCGAGGUCGCGUCAGUUGUGCUCAUGGGUAACAAAAUUUCACAGUUGAUUGAUGCAAUGGAGCUUAGCAGACAAACGAUGAAGACUGUGAAGCAAAAUCUUUGGUGGGCUUUUGGGUACAAUAUUGUUGGGAUUCCUAUAGCUGCAGGAACUUUGUUGCCAGUAACGGGGUUGAUGCUUACUCCCUCAAUUGCGGGCGCCCUCAUGGGUUUGAGUUCGAUCGGUGUGAUGACUAAUUCAUUACUUCUUAGAUUCAGAUUCACAUCACAACAGAAAAGAAUUAAUGGAGCACCAUCUUAUGAAGUCCUAGAAGACAUAGAAGCUCCCGCACCCAAAACCCUCACUUAGAUUGUAUGUAGAUUCAUGAUGGCCGGUUAACAAAGCAAAAGAUUUGUAUCAUUUGGGGAAAGAAGACACAUGGUGAUAGUUAUAGUAAGAUAGGGGUUAUGUUAGUCAUUUUUGUCUUCUCUAUUUAUUUUGCAGACAAGGAUGCACUUACAUGUGCAGCUUUUAAUGAGUACAGAACCUCUUCUAACCAUUAUAUAUGAUCUCAUUUUUUCUUUC